Messenger RNA from Sorghum bicolor (sorghum), 2072 nucleotides. Its product is annotated as tyrosine decarboxylase 1. The transcript is spliced from 13 exons. The coding region runs from base 159 to 1676 and encodes 505 amino acids. Gene Ontology annotation, molecular function: pyridoxal phosphate binding; carboxy-lyase activity. Gene Ontology annotation, biological process: amino acid metabolic process. The record is from RefSeq and is a predicted model, not a curated record. NCBI's taxonomy places the organism in Eukaryota, Viridiplantae, Streptophyta, Magnoliopsida, Poales, Poaceae.
AUCUCCUUCCGCGUCCCGAGGGUAGGGGAACGCCGGAACGCUAUUCCUACCACGAAACCGGCACCACACCCGCCGCCUGCAUUCGUCUGUCUCGUCGCCUCCGCCUCCGCCUCCGCCUCCCGUCCUCUCCUGGCAUCGCGCCACCAGUCCUCUGAAGCAUGGACGGUAGCGGCAGCAGCGGUGGAACCAACGGAGGCAGCGGCGGCGAUGGUGCCGGGUGGCUGCGACCUAUGGACGCGGAGCAGCUGCGGGAGUGCGGCCACCGGAUGGUGGAUUUCGUCGCCGACUACUACAAAUCCAUCGAGACCUUCCCCGUCCUCAGCCAAGUGCAGCCAGGAUAUCUAAAGGAACUUCUACCGGAUACUGCUCCAAACAAACCUGAUACAUUGGAGGCCCUUUUUGAUGAUAUACGAGAGAAGAUAGUACCAGGAGUUACACAUUGGCAAAGUCCAAAUUACUUCGCCUAUUAUCCUUCCAAUAGCAGCACUGCUGGCUUCCUUGGGGAGAUGCUUAGUGCAGCCUUUAACAUAGUCGGAUUCAGUUGGAUAACCUCUCCUGCUGCAACUGAGCUAGAGGUUAUUGUCUUGGAUUGGUUUGCCAAAAUGCUUAGGCUCCCAAGUCAGUUCCUGUCAACUGCACUUGGUGGAGGUGUAAUCCAGGGCACUGCUAGUGAAGCAGUUCUUGUUGUCCUUUUGGCUGCACGAGACAGGACUUUGAGGAAGCAUGGGAAGACGUCCCUUGAAAAACUAGUAGUCUAUGCAUCAGAUCAGACACAUUCUGCUCUCCAAAAGGCAUGCCAGAUUGCUGGGAUUUUCCCAGAGAAUGUGAGAUUGGUGAAGGCUGAUUGCAAUAGAAACUAUGCUGUUGCACCUCUAGCCAUUAGUGACGCCAUUGCCACAGACUUGUCAUCUGGCUUAAUACCAUUUUUCAUCUGUGCAACAGUAGGCACGACAUCUUCAUCAGCUGUGGACCCCUUGCCUGAGCUAGGACAAAUAGCAAAGGCCAAUGACAUGUGGCUCCACAUUGAUGCUGCCUAUGCGGGAAGUGCCUGCAUAUGCCCAGAAUAUCGACAUCACCUAAAUGGAGUGGAAGAAGCUGAUUCAUUUAAUAUGAACGCACAUAAGUGGUUCCUGACAAACUUUGAUUGUUCCUUACUUUGGGUGAAGGACAGAAGUUAUCUCAUACAAUCAUUGUCUACAAAUCCAGAGUUUCUCAAGAAUAAGGCUUCUGAAGCAAAUUCUGUCUUUGAUUUCAAAGACUGGCAAAUUCCACUUGGGCGACGUUUUAGAUCACUUAAGUUAUGGAUGGUCUUGAGGCUUUAUGGCGUGGAGAACCUUCAAAGCUACAUCAGAAAGCAUAUAGAGUUAGCCAAAGAGUUCGAACAACUUGUGAUCUCUGAUUCAAGAUUCGAGGUCGUGACUCCAAGGACCUUUUCACUUGUUUGUUUCCGCCUUGUGCCCCUGGCGUCUGACCAAGAUAACGGUCGCAAAUUAAACUAUGACCUAAUGGAUGCUGCUAAUUCAAGUGGGAAGAUCUUCAUAUCACAUACGGUUCUUUCUGGCAAGUUUGUCUUACGAUUUGCAGUAGGAGCACCGCUUACAGAGGGGCAACACAUCUUUUCUGCUUGGAAGAUUCUACAAGAUUUGGCCACCAAACAGCUAUUGGAAAGUUCAUAGAUUAAUUAGAAAAAUUGUACAGAUUAGUACUUAUUUUCCUCUGUGACUGACUUCCAAGCAUACUACGCGCGCCUACAUAUGUUUGUUGCCCGAACAUGCGUGCUGCACUUGUUUGGAAGCAGAUUUGGAGGUCUUCAUUCAUUGUUAUGAAAUGCAACACAAUCUGUUGCAAUAGCUUUUUUUUUUUUGAGAGGAAUCUGUUGCAAUAGCUAAAGGGCCAAACAUGAUGAUGGGCCAAAUUUGUUCACGGAGCAGUGUUGGGCUCCAGAUCCGGCACAACGCUCAGCAUUCACAGAGAUUACUGGACAGCUUCGCUCCAUGUCAGCUGCUGUAGCAAAUCAGGCGAAGGCAACCAAAUAAGAUACACCUUUUGACGUCGUUAUACUCCGUUUCAAA